GAAGCAGGCUCUUCAUUGAAGCCGUCUCUUGAAUGAAACUUCUUUAUUUGUGUUCGCAGAAAGGAGAACGCUGUGGAUCAAUCGACAGGAAAGGUACCUGAAUGUUCCAAACGCACUAUCUACCAUUCCCUCUCAAGCAGGACGAACAUCAUUAUCUUAUCGGUAAUGCUUAGGCCAUGCAAAGAGGCCAGCUUCUUUAAUUACACAGUGACGUAUUUCUGUUCGCUAUCUGGCAUUGGUUCACCAAGACGAGUUAGCUCUAAAUCAACCACCACAUCACUCACUUUCAUCUGAUCACAAGCAACGGCAGCAUGGACCUGACGUCUGCUCCGCUCAAUUUAUUCCAGGCUUUGUCGACGGAGUCGAUGUUGUUCACUUUGUGCGUUGCCCUGUGUAUUUUGCUGACUACUUUGGUCGCAUCAUACACGAGCAAACCCAGGAUUCCCCUGGGAAAAAGGCUCCCACCUGGUCCAAGAGGUCUCCCUAUCAUCGGCCACUUGCCACAUGCAAACGAAGUUUUCGAUCACAAUAAAUGCCUGGAACAUUCAAAGACUCACGGACCGGUUAUCAGGUUCAAAAUGGGAGCUAAGGACGUCGUCAUCCUUAAUGAUUUUGAGUCAAUUAAAGGAGUACUAUCAAGAAAAGAAUUGCUGAACCGGACAGAAAACUUGGUACUCAAGAGCAACAAAGUAACAGGCAUUACGGGUCUGAACGGUAACGCGUGGCUAGAAAACCGGAGAUUUUGCCUUCAUGUGCUUCGAGAUUUCGGCUUUGGAAAAAAGAGUAUGGAAGACCAUAUCGCGGAAGAAGUGGAAUACCUUGCAGAAAAGAUACGGAGCUUCCGCGGCCAUCCGGUGGAUAUCAAGGAAUACCUAGUCCCAAGCAUGUCGAACAACAUAACAGCGUUGGUGUUUGGAAGACGCUACCAAUUUGAAGAUCGAAGACGCAAGUUCUUAGACGAGCGGCUUGCGUUGCUUCUCAACGCCAUCGGACCUCGAAGUCUUUUAACAUUCAUUCCUUGCUGGGCGACGGGAUUAGCAACAUCUCUGCCUUUCACCACGUUUGGUCUAGUCCAGAAGGUGCUCGGGGAGUUCACCAAGUUUAUUUGUGAUCACGUUGAGGAUCAUGAAAGAACUCUUGAAGAAAACAGCGACCGCGACUUUAUCGACGCCUAUAUAAAAAAAAUAAGGGAGAACAAAGACAAACCAAACUCCAGUUUUCAAAUGUCAACAUUGAUCGGCAACGUUGGCAAUUUUUUCGGCGCUGGGUCCAACACCGUCAUGAUGACUGUACAUUGGCACAUUCUCAACUGCGCCGACAAAGUGGACUCCGUGCAGAGACGCAUUCAAGAGGAGAUAGACCGGGUGGUCGGACGGGAGCGUCAGCCUCGCUGGGAAGAUCACAACAAGAUGCCCUUCACCAUGGCUGUCAUACGGGAGAUGUACAGAUGGCGUACCAUUGCACCACUUAGCAUACCACGGGAAGCUGCUGCAGACGUUUCAUACAUGGAUUAUUUUAUUCCCAAGGGAACCAUCGUCAUGCCAAACCUUUACGCUGUUCACAUGGACCCUAGACACUGGAAGAACCCUAAAGAGUUCAACCCGGGCAGGUUUUUGACACAGGAUGGGUCGGCUCUUCUACACAAACCGGAGGAGCUGAUACCAUUUUCGAUUGGCAGAAGAAUGUGCCCUGGGGAGACACUGGCCACUGUCGAAGUAUUUCUAUACCUUACAAUGAUGCUGCAAAAAUUCGCCGUGCUACCUCUUGAUGGAGCCAAAGUCGACUUGGAGUCUGCUGCUAUAGCAUUCAACAUGGCUGCAGCGCAGAAGCUACGAUUUAUAAGUCGGGAGUAGAAGAGCCCUGCUUAAAUCAAGCGUUCUUUUCCUCUUUUUGCAUUAGCGUUCGCAUCUCGUUGUGUGGAUGGUGCGUUCGUGUGGUGUAACGUUUUUUUUAUUAUUAUUUCUAUGGUACUGAA
This is a messenger RNA of Dermacentor andersoni, 1975 nucleotides long. RefSeq names its product cytochrome P450 2F3-like. The record is from RefSeq and is a predicted model, not a curated record. Gene Ontology annotation, molecular function: iron ion binding; oxidoreductase activity, acting on paired donors, with incorporation or reduction of molecular oxygen, reduced flavin or flavoprotein as one donor, and incorporation of one atom of oxygen; heme binding. Gene Ontology annotation, biological process: xenobiotic metabolic process. NCBI's taxonomy places the organism in Eukaryota, Metazoa, Arthropoda, Arachnida, Ixodida, Ixodidae. Gene Ontology annotation, cellular component: cytoplasm; intracellular membrane-bounded organelle.